Molecule: messenger RNA, 2809 nt
Organism: Bufo bufo (common toad)
Lineage: Eukaryota; Metazoa; Chordata; Amphibia; Anura; Bufonidae
Product: death-associated protein kinase 2-like
Exons: 16
Coding region: 977-2167 (396 amino acids)
Biological process (GO): intracellular signal transduction; positive regulation of apoptotic process; protein phosphorylation
Cellular component (GO): cytoplasm; nucleus
Molecular function (GO): protein serine/threonine kinase activity; ATP binding
Source: RefSeq, a predicted model, not a curated record
UGCAUACUAUCACCAUACAGCUUCCCCAGCCAAAGCAUUGCCUUCAAGUCUGCCUAUUACUAUCUGUUACAACAGCUUCCUGACUUCUUCUCCCCCCCUCCUCCUCAAGGCCCCAACCCUGGAGACAAGUAUGAUCCAUCCCUGUUCAGAAGGCAAACUUCACAGCAGAUGAAGAUCCUUCAGCUUCCACAAUGCAGGAUGCCCUGUGACCUGCAUCUGCAGAGAGCUGAGCUCCACAACCUGGACAAGGUAGGUCCCUCCUCACCCCCCUGAGAAGAUCUGAGCACUGAAUUAACACCUUGGUUGCCAAGAUUGCUACCUGCAGGGAAUAAGCUCUGCCUCCUAUGCUCCCCUCAGUGAUAUCAGCAAAACACAUCACAUUGGGCUUGUAGCUUGGGAAGAGCAGAAAGCUACAUCCCCCUCCUCCCCUCCCCUCCUCAUUUGGAGGCAGGAAUAUGAAAAGUUUCACCAACAGAAAGUGAUUUGCUGCAGGCAGCUCAGACCCAAGCCUUGAAGAGAAUGGAUUUUGGCAGAGGAAGGGGAGAUCAUCUGGAGACCCCACAGUGUUGAGGAGCUUGUGGCUCUGGGCACGUUCAGACUUGGUCAGGAAUUCUGCUGAUAAUCAGGGAAAGAAGAAGUUCUGCUGGAUGAGCCGAAACCAGUGACGUCGCUUGUCAUAAAUAUUAAUUAUUUGGCCGAAAAAGAGCAUUUUCUUUUGCGUUUGGGAUUGUCGUGUACUCGGAGAACAUCUCAGUCUAUGAAUGUGAAGUACAAUUUUCUGCCACCUCUUCCUGAGAAUCAUCCUUUGUUCUACAGAUACCUGGAGAAGAUUUUCACUUUGAUGCCAAAAACUGACAGCAGACGGAGGAGGCUGUCAGGGGUUUAGUUCUGCGCUGCGACCCAGGAUCAUGUUCUGAAGACCGCAGAGACCUUGUAAUCCUUGACACUGUUGGGCAAGGUACCAGAUCUUGCCAGUAUGGGGGAAAUGGGCCCUUCAGGAGGGCCAAAGUCUUCGGAAGAAGUGCGGUUUUCUGGAGAUGAUGAGGAGCUUGUGAACCUAGAAGACGAAGUUUUUAAUCCAAACAUGACCUCGUUUAAGCAUCAGAACGUGGAGGACCUUUAUGAGCUUCUUGAGAAGUUGGGCAGUGGUCACUUUGGAGAGGUGAAGAAAUGCAAAGAGAAGAACACAGGAACCUUUUACGCUGGGAAGUUCAUCAAGACCCGCAAGUGCAAAGGCAGCCGCAUGGGACUUGACCGGGAACAAGUAGAAAGAGAGGUGUCUAUCCUGCAGCAGCUAGAGCACCCCAGCAUCAUGAGGCUGUACGACGUGUUCGCCAGCAAAGCAGAAAUGGUGCUGAUCCUGGAGCUGAUAAGAGGAGGAGAACUAUUUGAUUUCAUAGCUGAGAAGGAAGCUCUGUCAGAGGAGGACGCCAUCGUGUUCCUGGAGCAGAUACUGAAAGGAGUAGCCUAUAUGCAUUCCAGGCACAUUGCACACUUUGACCUGAAGCCUGAAAACAUUAUGCUGCUAGAGAAGGACGUGCCGCACCCAAGGAUUAAAAUCAUCGACUUUGGAUUGGCCCAAAAACUUGAAGACGGAACAGUAUUCAAGAGCCUAUGUGGAACGCCUCAGUAUAUCGCUCCGGAAGUUAUAAACUAUGAGCAACUAGGACCGCCGACUGAUAUGUGGAGUAUUGGAGUUAUCACAUAUAUACUGCUCAGCGGUUUGUCGCCAUUCCAAGGUGAGACAGACGCAGAAACGCUAACAAACGUGGUGGCCGGGAACUAUGAAUUUGAUGACCGUUAUUUUAAGGACACCAGUGACAUGGCCAAAGAAUUCAUCCAGCAGCUGCUACUUAAAGACCCCAGGGACAGGAUGACCGCAGUGGAGUGUCUCAUCCACCCAUGGAUUAAGCCACUAACCAGGAAGCAGGCGGCCAAUCGGAGUCGAUCAUCCAUAAAUAUAAAGAAUUUCAAAAAGUUCAACGCACGGCGGAAGUGGAAGCUCUCGUUCAACAUGGUGUCGGCCUGUAACAGACUCUGUAGAAUGAAGCUGCUGUGCAACCCUGCGAAAGACGAGGAGGAGCUGAGGCAGUGCGAAAGCGACCAAGAGGAUGAGAAGACAAAGCCGGUGGCUCUCCUACGUAGACGUCUUAGCAGCUGCUCUUGAGCCGGACGGUCGGCCCCUCCUCUACGAAGAGCGAACGGUCGAUGUCUCCACGGACAAUGGGCUGAGGGUACAAUCCAAGACCCAAGGAGUCACCCGGGAACUUGGAGACGCGUUGCUGUCGAAACAUUAGGGGGCGUCAUACAUCUCGGUUCCGGCGCCAGCUGAGCUGCCUGCAUGUGACUACACUCAACCAAACCAGCAUGUGGCAUGGCUUAACUCGUGCUGCCAAAGGGACUGUGCGGGCGUCACCACCCCCGGCCGGUCUUACCCAGAUAUGCAAAUAUUAUGUUAAUGAGUUUUUUUUAGGCUGCAUGUUGAUAUGGAGGGGGUGAUCUUUACCCAAAAUCCCCUUCGGUUAUUUAAAUAUGUCCUCCGACAAUAAGCAAGUGCCAUCACCUCAUGUUGAUUUUCGUUAUAAUCCAUUUUGAAGAGUUGUGUGUGUGUUUAAAGGGGGUCUCCACUUUUAUCACUUCUGCAACUUUCAAAUCUUUGCGUUUCCGUUUUUUUCCCAGAUCUCUUCUUGCCCUGAAUAGAAACCUUCUUGUUUCGAGAUCCGGAGGCUGAAAGCCCCCAUUCUGACCUAGCGCAGUCAGGAGGCUAGACCGGAUACAAUUGUCCCAAACCCUCAGCUGUGAGAAUGUA